Molecule: messenger RNA, 1614 nt
Organism: Penicillium odoratum
Lineage: Eukaryota; Fungi; Ascomycota; Eurotiomycetes; Eurotiales; Aspergillaceae
Exons: 3
Coding region: 1-1614 (537 amino acids)
Cellular component (GO): nucleus
Molecular function (GO): DNA binding
Source: RefSeq, a predicted model, not a curated record
AUGGAGGAAUCACCCACCAUGGAAUCGGAACCCCAUGCGCCAGAAGGGGAAUUUCCGCAUUCACCGUGGGUAGAUCUGGGAACAUUUACCUCACCACAACAUUCUCCUCCGAUGCCUGAAUAUAGUGGGUUCGAGUAUGGUCCUUCGCCUAUUAUGGCGGUGGAUGGAUACGGCAUGAACCUGCCGCCACCCUACACUUCCAUGCCGCUCCCGAUGCCGUCGCAUGCCUGGCCCAGCAUGCUUACACACCAUUCGACUUUCCAUGAAAAUGGACUUCCCCCAGUUCCCACACCUAUUUCAGUAUCUCCUUCUGCGCCUAUGCCUCCAAUUCGGAAAUCGUCUACUGGAGGGGCCACUCCGCGACGGACUCUGACCGAUGAAGACCGUCGGCAGAUGUGUUUAUACCAUGAAGAACAUAAGACUGCCAAGCAGACUGAUAUUGGAGCAUUAUUUGGGGUCGAAAGAAGUACUGUAUCCAAAGUAUUGCGACAGAAAGAGAAGUACUUGAGCCCUAAUGAUGGAAGCCGAUCGCCUAUCAAACGGGCCAAGGGUCGGGUUCCUGACAUUGAAAAGGCCCUAUCAAACUGGGCAAGGAACUAUCAACGCGGGGGUUACCCAAUCAACGAUGAGAUGAUUCAGGAGAAAGCUCUCUUUUUCGCCAGUACCUGCGGAUGCCCCGAGGGUAAAGAUAAGGUACUCACGCCCGCAUGGCUGGAAAAAUUCAAGCAGAAGAACAAUCUGUUGGGUGCUACGUCACGCAAGGGUUCUGAUGCCCGACGAAGCGGGUCUAGCAGCCCUACUCGAAUUAACACCAACUUCUCCAACGGAUCUACCAUCCAGAGUCCUAGGCGUCUUUCUCCUGUUUCUCCGACAAAUAUUUUCGGCUCGCCAAUCUCUCCUGGCCAGAGCCCGGACCGGGUCAAAAGGGAAUUCGAUACUGUCCCCGAACUAAUUGGAGGCUAUCAUGGUCAUUCAAAAAGCACCACCUCCCUGGACACCAACUCUACCGAAAUGAUCAGCCCCAGCUCAACCUUGGUCUCAGACAGUCCCUUUACACCUACCAGUCAAUCCCGUCUCCCAUAUUCGGGUAACAACAACAGACCCCGCAGUUCGACAUUCCCCCUCCCAAUCGACCCUACCCUGAUAACCGCAGACCACUCGAUCGAAAAGUCAGACUCGCGAAAAUCCAGCCAAGUCGCCAUCCUCGAGUCUCCCCUAGAAUUCGGCGACGAAGAAGCGCGCAACGCAAUCAAGGGAACCGACCCGCAGAAACUGAUCAAGCGCAAUCGCAGCGACCCCGAGAUCAAAACGAACUCUAUGCAACCACCUCCCGUUGUCUCCAAGUCCGCCGCUGUAUCGCCUGACAGUGCACCAGGGUCUCCGACACAAGACGAAGCCCGUCAGGCUCUGGAGAUUGUAAUGAAUUACCUCCAACACCAGCCGUCCGGCCUUACGGCAACGGCGCAGGAGUUCGUGACUAUCGGCAAGCUGAUGGAGCGUCUUGAACUGGCCAAGGGUCAGGCAUAUUCUUUCUUGGGUGGUCUUCCUCGAAUUGACGAGCAUGAUGAUGGUCCUCGCGUGAGCAAGAAACGAAGUAUUCACAAUCUCGGUUGA